UGCGAGCGUCCGGUCUGGGUCGCCGGCAUGGAUCUGGUUUUAAAUCGUGCGGACUACGUGCAGGUGGGAGUGACCUCUCAGAAGACUAUGAAGCUACUGCCUGCUACAAGACAUCGAGCUACACAAAAGGUGGUUGUUGGAGACCAUGAUGGGGUAGUUAUGUGCUUUGGCAUGAAGAAAGGAGAAGCAGUCGCAGUGUUCAAGACUCUCCCGGGCCUGAAAAUUGAGCGGCUGGAGCUAGGAGGGGUUCUUAACACACCGCAGGAGAAAAUUUUUGUUGCUGCAGGAUCUGAGAUUAGAGGCUUCACAAAGAGAGGAAAGCAGUUCCUCUCGUUUGAAACAAACCUCACUGAAAGCAUUAAAGCCAUGCACAUAUCUGGCUCAGACCUCUUUCUCAGUGCAAGUUACAUCUACAACCAUUAUUGCGACUGCAAAGACCAACAUUAUUACCUUUCUGCGGACAAAAUCAAUGAUGUCAUCUGCCUUCCAGUGGAUAGAGUGCCACGUAUUACACCAGUAUUGGCCUGCCAGGACAGAGUACUCAGAGUUUUACAGGGAUCUGAUGUGAUAUAUGAAAUCGAAAUUCCUGGUCCACCAACUGUUUUAGAACUAUGUAAUGGAAAUGGAGGUAGCUCAGGAGAAGACAUUCUAUUUGGAACAUCAGAUGGAAAACUUGGGCUUAUUCAAAUCACUGCAUCCAAACCAGUACACAAGUGGGAAAUUAGAAAUGAGAAAAAGAGGGGAGGUAUUUUGUGUAUUGACAGCUUUGAUAUUUUGGGUGAUGGUGUUAAAGAUUUACUUGUUGGAAGAGAUGAUGGAAUGGUGGAAGUCUAUAGUUUUGAUAAUGCAAAUGAACCUAUUCUAAGAUUCGAUCAGAUGUUUUCUGAAAGUGUCACAUCUAUCCAAGGCGGUUGUGUAGGGAAAGAUGGUUAUGAUGAAAUCGUGGUAUCUACAUAUUCAGGCUGGAUUACAGGUCUGACAACAGAACCCAUUCAGAAGGAAAGUGGACCAGGAGAAGAAGUAAAAAUUAAUCAGGAGAUGCAGAAUAAAAUUUCUUCUUUACGGAGUGAAUUGGAACAUCUUCAGUGUAAAGUAUUGCAGGAAAGAGAGAACUAUCAGAAGUCUUCUCAAUCAAGCAAAGCAAAAUCAGCAGUACCUUCGUUUAGUAUAAAUGACAAAUUUACAUUAAAUAAAGAUGAUGCCAGCUAUAGCCUUGUUUUAGAGGUACAGACCGCAAUAGAUAAUGUCUUAAUACAGAGUGAUGUUCCAAUUGAUUUACUUGAUGUGGAUAAAAAUUCUGCAGUUGUUAGCUUUAGUAGCUGUGAUUCUGAGUCAAACGACAACUUUCUGCUUGCUACUUAUCGGUGCCAGGCAAAUACCACAAGGCUGGAGCUCAAGAUUCGUUCAAUUGAAGGCCAGUAUGGCACGCUUCAAGCAUAUGUGACUCCAAGAAUUCAACCUAAAACCUGUCAAGUCCGCCAAUACCAGAUAAAACCUCUUUCACUCCAUCAGAGAACACACUUUAUUGAUCAUGGCAGACCCAUGAAUACAUUGACCCUAACAGGCCAAUUUAGUUUUGCUGAAGUUCACUCCUGGGUGGUAUUUUGCCUGCCUGAAGUUCCUGAAAAGCCUCCUGCAGGAGAAUGUGUGACAUUUUACUUCCAGAACACCUUUCUGGAUACACAGCUUGAAAGUGUCUACAGAAAAGGAGAAGGAGUUUUUAAAUCUGACAACAUUUCUACUAUAUCCAUCCUAAAAGAUGUGCUCUCUAAAGAAGCUACGAAAAGGAAAAUUAACCUCAACAUAUCAUAUGAGAUAAAUGAGGUGUCAGUCAAACACACUUUAAAGCUGAUUCACCCAAAGCUGGAGUACCAGUUGCUUUUGGCUAAGAAGGUACAAUUAAUUGAAGCUUUAAAAGAAUUGCAGGUUCAUGAAGGAAAUACAAAUUUUCUGAUACCAGAGUAUCGCUCUAUUCUUGAAGAGGCUGAUUAUCUGCUGGAAGAAUACAAAAAGCAACCUGCACAUCUUGAACGACUUUAUGGCAUGAUCACUGAUCUUUUCAUCGAUAAGUUUAAGUUCAAAGGCACCAAUGUAAAAACCAAGGUACCUCUUCUGCUGGAGAUCCUGGAUAGUUACGAUCAAAAUGCACUGAUUGCUUUCUUUGAUGCAGCAUGAUGUGUCAGCAAGGUAAAGCUCCAAAGAUAGAGUCUCAACAGAAAUGCCAAAACAUGCUUCGUACUGCAAAUGCUUUUUGAUGUCAAAUAAUUUAUUGAUGUAUCACCUAAAAAUGUGAGACAGUGACUUUUUUAGUAAUACUUCUAUUUUGAUAAAUGAAUAUUUUUUUAAAAUGUGUUUUUACUUUUGAAGCUCAAGGAGAAUGGUUAUGAGGGUUUGCUUUGUACAUUUUACUAAGUGAAUGCUUUUAUUUUCAAAUUGAGAAAUACUAUAUUGAAAAUUAAAAUGUAUUCAAAUUUUGUGCAAGGCACCUACACACUUAAGUGUAAACUACUUUACAGGCUUCAAGGCAUAUUUUUAUGUAUUACCUUGUUUCCACACCUGGUGUGUGUCUCGGUUCCUAGAUAUGCCGCCAGACUGUGCCAGCCACCUCCGUCUGUUUGUGCUGGUGGCUGGGGUUGAUGGGCAGCUGAUUGCUUGGUCGGUGGUGUUUUCUGAUCCUGCUGCUUGUGUGAUGUGCUACACAGCGCUGUAAGGUGUGGCCCCAGAAGGAAGCACGGCUCCGAGCCUGGGCACGCUUCCCUUGCUGUUGUGUCACAGGCGGAUCUCAGGCGCCCAGCGGGAAGAGUGCAGGAGUCAUGCCGCGUUCGUUUUCCUUCGGCCGUAAUUUCCUUUUUCAUUCUUGUUGGAGCAAAAUAUUUUGCUCAUUAAUCCUGAUUCAAGUGUAUUCGUGUCAGAUGUCAGGGAAAUAGUUGGCUUAAAAGUUUUUACAUGGUACUAACAUCAUGGAAAAUAAGCUCGAUUUUAUGCUUUCAGGAAGGGCCGACUCAUGAGUUUGACAGAAAAUUGCUUUGUUACAUGCCAGUAUUUAUUUGCAAACCUUAUAUGUUAAAUGUAAAAAUGUGUUAGAUACAUGCAGUUAAGAGUUUUGUUGUAAUAGGGUCGUAUUGCUUUUGCUGCAUUUAAAUAGCCUUCAUUUUAAAUGGAACACCGUAAUUUUAUCUCAGUCAUUAGAAUUUCCGUCUCCUUUCUAUUGGCUGCCAUAGCUUGGCAAAAACAUUAAAGGUAAUGACUGGUGAUUGUCUGUUUUUUGUAAUCUAUUACUAUUUACCUGUUAUCAACGAUAGUUCAUUGUGUCAUCUUGAAUUACCUGCAUCUUCAUUAAGAAAAAUAAAAAAUGCUAAGAGAAA
Messenger RNA from Ochotona curzoniae (black-lipped pika), 3365 nucleotides. Its product is annotated as Bardet-Biedl syndrome 7 protein. The transcript is spliced from 19 exons. Gene Ontology annotation, biological process: intracellular protein localization; intracellular transport; non-motile cilium assembly. Gene Ontology annotation, molecular function: protein binding. The record is from RefSeq and is a predicted model, not a curated record. Lineage: Eukaryota; Metazoa; Chordata; Mammalia; Lagomorpha; Ochotonidae. Gene Ontology annotation, cellular component: BBSome; membrane; neuron projection. The coding region runs from base 28 to 2175 and encodes 715 amino acids.